This is a messenger RNA of Drosophila kikkawai, 1316 nucleotides long. Its product is annotated as protein AAR2 homolog. Lineage: Eukaryota; Metazoa; Arthropoda; Insecta; Diptera; Drosophilidae. The record is from RefSeq and is a predicted model, not a curated record. Gene Ontology annotation, biological process: spliceosomal tri-snRNP complex assembly.
GGCAAAUUUGUUUCAUUCAUCGCCAAAAACAUCGAUUAGGUACUUAUCGAUAUUUUGCGCAUUGUUGUCUCAAAAAAUUGUAAUAAUAAACCCGAAAUAUGAACAAGGAUAAUUCCAGCAUGAAUAUGGACCCAAAACUGGCUCUGCGCCUGCUAGCCGAAGGCGCCGUUUUGGCCGUCGCCGGCGUUCCUGAGGGCACCGAAUUCGGCAUCGAUUUGUGCGCCUACACCAUCGGUCCGGACUUUCGAGGCGUCAAGAUGAUACCGCCCGGCGUCCACUAUGUGUGGUGUGCCUCCCGUGGUCCCUAUGGCGAUGCAGCUCCACGGGUAGGCUUCGUUCAUUUCUUUCACGCCAAUGAGAUCGUGGUGCGCGAAUGGGACAACGAAUUAGAGGAGCUCCGACCCCGCAAGAUCGCCGCGCCAGAGCUGGAGCGCGAGCGGAUCCGCAAGAAUCUAGCGCAGCUGGAGCGUGUGCUCGCACCCUACGAUUACCGCUAUGUGGCGCAGUGGAAGGAGCUAACGGGCAGCGUGACAGAGCCCUGCGUGGAGCGAUGUAGACCCGCCGAGGGCAUCAUUCGCACCAAUAUCGAACUGCAGUCAUGUCCAGAUGCAGAACGUCCCCGAGGCGGAGCGGGUGCGAGCAGCACUGGAAGGCGGAACACGGCCGCUCGAUUAUUGCUGGACGAGAGCGAGCUCUUGCCGGAUCUGAAGCCCGUAGAGGGAACUGCGCCCCGCUUCAGUGACUUGCCCCUACGUGUUCCACAAAACGCCCUACCCGCCGACGUUUCUCGCCACGCCAUGGACUGCAUAGCUGCGGUGGAUGAGCUGCUCACCAGCUUCGACUCCGCCGACGGUCUGAUAGAGGAACUGCAACUGGCCUAUGCCUUUUUCCUGGUCGGCUACUCCGUGGAGUCGCUCGCUCAUUGGCGCAAGCUCCUCGGUCUGCUUGCGCACUCUGAAACGGCGGUAAGCAGACACAAACUCACGUAUAUGAAGUACAGCGAAGUGUUGGCCCACCAACUGCCACACCUGCCCGAGGAGCUAAUGGUGCCCGGUCCUCACAAUAGCGUUUUCAAGGAUGUUCGAGAAUUGCUGGUGAAUCUGCAUUCGGGUGGCCUAAGCGUAAGCGCCGAACGGCUGACGAAGCGGCUGGAAAAGAAGCUGGGCUGGUAUUUCGAGGGUCUGCUGGACGAGAAUCCCGAAGAUCAGCCCGUAAUCAUCGAUCUGGAAGCGGACAGCUAGGGAAUGUGCGCUGAGCCAAUGCUAACUUGUAACUCGUAUAUAUUUAUACAAUAAUAAAUUAGAGUGUAACUGAAA